Molecule: messenger RNA, 5610 nt
Organism: Rhincodon typus (whale shark)
Lineage: Eukaryota; Metazoa; Chordata; Chondrichthyes; Orectolobiformes; Rhincodontidae
Product: unconventional myosin-XIX
Exons: 24
Coding region: 265-3276 (1003 amino acids)
Biological process (GO): vesicle transport along actin filament; actin filament organization
Cellular component (GO): vesicle; myosin complex; cytoplasm
Molecular function (GO): actin filament binding; ATP binding; microfilament motor activity
Source: RefSeq, a predicted model, not a curated record
GGGUCUGGGUCUGGGUCUGGGUCUGGGUCUGGGUCUGGGUCUGGGUCUGGGUCUGGGCGGCAGGGCUCCCUCCCACCCGCGGCUUCCCGGACACCAAGCUGCGCGGCGUCGCGUGGACGCGGGAGCAGGGACAGGGUGAAAGGUCACAGCGAUUAGCAACGGCCGCCUGACCCCGCGAGUUGGGCGCGCUCUCGCCAAUCCCCGCGAGAUGGGCGUGCUCCCGCCAGAUCCCGCCCUCCUGCCUGUUCGGGAUGGGGAGCGGGAAUGGCAGCUUUCGUGAGCAACGUUCGGCGAGAUCCGAGGGAGGUUCAUCGCGCGCGGGGAGCUGCCCCCUCGGCAGCGGGGAGUCAGAGUAAUGGUUUCAAAAAGUCCCCAAAUGCUUCAGAUCACACUGUGCUGAAUCAUACACUUGCAGAAGUAAAAGCUUUCCUCAUUAAUGAAGAGAACUUACACCAGUUUGAUGACCUCACUAAAGUCAACCCAGUGACAACUGCCACAGUUUUAAAAUGUCUACAAGCAAGAUAUGUGGCCAGUGUGUUUUAUACCAAUGCUGGGUGUACGCUGGUGGCUCUUAACCCAUUCCAGCCUGUUUCUAAUUUGUAUUCCCCCGACAUUAUGAAGGUAUACCACUCUGCAUCUCGACCACAGGAAUUGAAACCGCACAUCUUCACUGUGGCUGAGGAAACAUUCAGGAAUGUACAAAGCCAUAUUGAACCAGUUAACCAGUCACUUAUAGUCAGCGGGGAGAGUGGUGCUGGAAAGACCUGGACAUCCCGUUGCCUUAUGAACUACUUUGCCACAGUUGCUACCUCAAGCACUUCUGUUAAUUGCCAGAAAAAUGUGGAAAAAAUAGAGAAGAGAGUGUUAGAUUCCAAUCCUGUGAUGGAGGCAUUUGGAAAUGCUUGUACACUGCGGAAUCACAAUAGCAGUCGAUUUGGAAAGUACAUUCAACUGCAGCUAAACAGAUCACAGCAGCUGGAGGGAGCAUCUGUGCAGACUUACCUUUUGGAGAAAACACGGGUUGCCUAUCAAGCUCCUUUAGAAAGAAAUUUUCACAUUUUUUAUCAGGUAAUGAAAGGAGCCACUGAGGAGCAGAGGCUGGAAUGGGGUCUUUCUGAAGAGGAAGAAUUCUUCUGGUUGCCAAAUGCUGACAAAGUAUUAGAAGAGGACCAAUUUGAAGAAACCAAAGAUGCAAUGUUACACCUGGGUAUUGAUAGUUGCAUACAAAACCAGGUAUUCAGGAUUCUAGCUGGUCUUCUACAUCUUGGAAAUGUGCGAUUUAGCUCUCCUACAGAUGAGUCUCACCCUUGUGAUCUGAAAGAAAAGGCGAAAUACUUUCUUAAAAGAACUGCAAAUCUACUUAAAGUUUCUGAGGACAGUCUUCUGGAAGAGCUUAGAGUCCGGACUAUUACAGCAGGCAGGCAGCAACAAGUGUUUAAAAAGCCGUGCUCCAAAAUAGAGUGCGGCAUGAGAAGGGACUGUGUGGCUAAAGUAAUUUAUGCGAAAUUGUUUGACUGGCUGGUAAAAAUUAUAAAUGGCUCCAUAUGCUCAGAUUCUUUCAGGUGGACAAGUUUUAUAGGUCUGUUGGAUGUAUAUGGAUUUGAAUCAUUUCCACAAAAUAACCUGGAACAGCUUUGUAUUAACUAUGCAAACGAAAAGCUCCAGCAGCAUUUUGUGGCACAUUAUCUCAAAGCGCAGCAGGAGGAAUACACUGCAGAGGAUCUGGAGUGGUCUUUUGUUAGUUACCAAGAUAACCAGAGCUGUUUAGAUCUGAUUGAAGGAAAUCCCACCGGCAUCUUUUCCCUUUUAAAUGAGGAAAGCCGCCUUAACCGACUUUCUGAUGCAAACCAAUUUAAAACUCGCCUUCAGGCAGCUUUGGCGAGUAACCGUUGUCUGAGCUGGAAUGUGUUUAGCAAGGUUCCCAAUUUUGUAGUGGCUCAUUACGCAGGCAAGGUUAAUUACCAGAUUGAGGGAAUGAUGGAAAAGAACAAGGAUCCUGUUCCACCAGAGCUGAUGCAGUUAUUGGAGAAAUCUCAGGAUACCUUAUUGAAGGAGCUAUUUCCUGUUGGAGAGAAAGAACACAAUGAUAGUAAAGCUCAAAACAAAGCAGUUACUGUGGUCUCCAAAUUUAAGAGUUCAUUGGAAAACCUGAUGUCUAUAUUAAACAGCACCACACCUCAUUACAUCAGAUGCAUCAAGCCUAAUAUGGACUGCAAACCUCUCCUUUUCAAAUCAGAGGAGAUUCUCAGCCAGCUAGAAGCUUGCGGUAUUGUUGAAACAAUCAACCUCAGUGCAGCUGGAUUCCCUAUUAGGGUCCCAUUCCAGCAUUUUGUGGAGCGCUAUGGACUUCUGAAAACAGAUUGGAAACUUAAUUUGAAAACUACAGCUAGCUUUAAUGGAUGCUCUCCUGCAAAAAAGAGGAAAGGUUCUUCUUCAGAUGGCAGCACUGAAGCUUUGAACUUCAUUGUACAAGACAUUCUCACUAAUGUAUUAACUGGCCAAAGUAUCACCUCAUCCUUUAAGCCAACUGAGAACAGAUCACGUAGCUCAUUAGUACAUUGUGGCAAAACAAAAGUGUUCAUGACUCACAGUAUGCUCGAGAUGCUCGAAAGCGCAAGAAGUCAAACUCUUUCCAAGAAAGUACUUUGCAUUCAAUAUAACUGGCGAAGAUAUUGUCAAAGAAAAUUAGCACGAUCAAGGCGAGCAGCGACCAUCAUUCAAGCAGCAAUCAGAUCAUGGUUGACCAGACGGUGGAUUAAAAAACUUCAUCAGGCUGCAGUGGUGCUGCAACGAGCAUGGAAAACCUGGAAAAUUAAAAUGGAAUUCUUGGCAGCAAAGGAAUUAGAUGAUACAACAGAUUUUAAAGAAAUGGAGUUGGUUCGGGAAUCUCCUGUUUGCUCACCUUUAUAUCGGUCAGUGUAUGAAUCACCAAACAAGCUUUCCCAAACUAUUCAACUCAGAGAUCUAAAGUUACACGCCUGGCCACUGGGUCUGAUCCUUUCAUCUGUUUGCAUUAUUGGAAUGACUCCAUCCAUAUCUGAAACACUUAAGGCCUUUACUCGAUUGGCUGCCUUGAAGGUGAAAUGGAGAAGCAACUAUAAGGUGGAACAUAAUCAGUCUGAUCAAGGUAUUGCUUCUGUUAGAGCAUUACCCGAGGUGCAAGUAAAGUUUCAUUGCAGACGUUCACCAUUGCUUUUUGCAGAUAUUUAUCCUGAACACACACUCUGCACAAUCAUAGGCCUUAACCAGAUUUUAUUGGAAAAAAAGGAAGAUUAAUCAUUUUAUUUAUAUGCCAUGUUCCUGUAAUCCUUUCUAAUAGAAGUUUGUAAAACAGACAUCUUAUGAGACCACAUUGAAUUGAAUUGAAUGAUUUAUUGUCACUUUAAUUUUACAGUGAAUAGCGAAAAGCUUCAAUUUCAAUCUCUCACACUGAUGGAAGCCACAGCUAGAAAUGAGGAUCAAACCUUUAUUAGAUUUGUCCCUGAUCUACAUUAUUAAGGGACUGAAUUAGGUUUGGGAUAAGGUGCAUUUAUACAUUAUAAUACAAGAAGAUAGAUUUAGUAUUUGUACUAUCACCAAAAAUUAUCAGUUUUAAUUUUGCACCUAUUGAGCUGAAUUCACAAAACUUAGAAGUUUUAUUGAACUUCCUUUGUUCAGCAAAAUGACAUUUUAAAGAAAGCAAUACCAGAACAGUGCAUUACAGCAAUUGCCCAGGGAAUAUCAACCUGAGAUAGAGAUUAGUAAUUUCUGCCUGUUACACUACACUAAAUUUUCUAUUAAGCCUGAGCUUAUUCUGCCUUUCUGAUUGAAAAAAUUCAUUGCUAUUUCAAUAUAUGGAAAAAUCCAUGUUAUAAUUAAGUGCCUUAUCUCAGGACAGUUGAUUUCAACAAAAUCUUGCAGUGCAUAUGCAUUCAUAAGAGCACUACUGUUUUUUUUUACUUAGAGGUGUCUUAAAAUUGGAGGAAUGUAAAACCUUUUAGUUUUCUAAAUGUGACACACGUUUUAAAUCUGACUCCUGUCUUAGGAAACUUUGAUAGUUUUGACUUACUUAUUUGGUUUUCUGCCUUUACUAAUUAUAAACAAAAACAUGGUUGUGGUAUUUACAAUGUAUGAUUAGAGCGAUGAUAUUCUUUGGAACCAAACCAAGAAAAACUAUUUUACUGACUUCUUAAUAUCAGAUGCUGACUUUGUAAUUACACUGAAAAUUUCAAAUAACUCUUGCACAGCACUGAGACACUUGGGUUUUGUGUAGAACUGGCUGUUUUGUCUUGUUAAAUCCCUAAAGACAUGCCAGAUACUAAAGUCAUAACAUGCUAUAUUAUUUUUAGAUUACUAUCUUUCUAACUUGCUAGGAGAUGAAUAUUUUUGGACCAAAAUGUAGGCUGUAGCUUCUCCACAUUCAGCCAUCAAUAUUGCUCUGCCUCAGCCAGCAGCAGUCCCUGUUUAAGAAGGAUAUGGGGUAUUGAAUGUAGGUUUAUAUGAAGAGGGGGAUAAAAGAACUUUCAUUGGCAGCUAAUGGUGUUCAGUUUAAGGAAAUAUAGUGAAAUGCCAAGAAAACAUGGAGGUCAAGCUCAUAGGUUCUCUCACAAAGUAACCAUACUUUUAAAAAAGUGCUACCUUUGUUUCUUUCUGCUACUCAUUGCCAUUUCCUGAUGGUCAUGCCUAAAACCCCUCACAAAGAAUUAAACAACUAUUUGGAAUCAAGUCUGUCACUUUAGACAUUCCAACCGAGGUCAGGAACACACUGUUAAAGAGUGUUGCACGCUCCAGUCUGUUGCUUUAUUCUCUAUCACCGAGAUGCUAGACUGCAUCUUCUUGUUGAAACUACGUCUAAGGACUAAUUGAUUUGUGAUCGCAAUUCAUUACAACAUUUUUUUUUGUUUUUUUUCUUUUCUUUCGUAAGUGCAGGAGUUCACAACACUAUAUUCAGCUGUCAUUCAUGGAAGUAACUUAAAUUGUGUUAUGGGCUUUGAAUGUAAGAUGAGGGUUGCAAGUUUUAACUGGACAAUAAAAUUGCACUAAGUAGUCACCUUUGGGUUGAUAGAUGAAAAUGUUUAGAGUUAAAAAUACUUUGACAAACUAGUACAUUUUGUUUCAAAAAAAUGUUAUUGAACUUUUGUUUCCUGAUGUGAAGAACUGCUGCAUUCCAGUUCUUCUGAGCAGUAGUGACAAUUUUUAUUUCUUGAGCAGGGCAGUCUCAAGCAGGAGUUUCUUUUUCCAUUCUGUAAUUGCUUCAAAUCAGGUGUUGCUACUAAACAAAAAUAUGGGAUGCUGGAAUGUUCUUUAAAAAUAACACUAGUGAUAAUAGAUUGAAAUAUUUAUGUAUUAAAUAUCUAUUCAAUGAAUGUACACUAUAUGCAAAUGAGAAACUGAUCUAUGUAGCAAUAAAACAUAUAUUCUUAAACAUGUUGAUGUUCAUUAUUUUUAAGUAGAUUAGGGAAGGCUUUUUGACAUCUUGCUUUUUUUUUAAUGCAUUUUCUAUGGAGUGGUAGUCUAACUCUUUCAUAGUUGUAUUAUCUGUAAACGUUUUGAUCCUUAAAUUGGCUUCUAUCCUUCCAAUUCUAUACAGUUUUAUAUAGUAAAAGCUGAAUGUGUAAAAUGAAGCUCAAU